Molecule: messenger RNA, 7769 nt
Organism: Sarcophilus harrisii (Tasmanian devil)
Lineage: Eukaryota; Metazoa; Chordata; Mammalia; Dasyuromorphia; Dasyuridae
Product: trichohyalin-like
Exons: 1
Coding region: 134-7732 (2532 amino acids)
Biological process (GO): nucleocytoplasmic transport; positive regulation of mitotic centrosome separation
Cellular component (GO): nuclear pore; centrosome; cytoplasm
Molecular function (GO): GTPase activator activity
Source: RefSeq, a predicted model, not a curated record
AAACGCGCAGAACAAGGAGGCACCGGCGCCAGACGCCGCAGGGACCUGACGGGACAGGACAGAGGCUGAGCGCUGCAGCCGGGCAACUGGACCAAUCUAGACCAGCAACUGCCGCAGCAUCAACGCGGCUCCCAUGGAAGCUGCAAAUGGAACUCAUGGGAAGCACGGCACCUCCACCGGGAAUGAAGGUCUCUCAAGCCAGAACUCACAGUCAGAGCGCAGGGCUUCUCUUGCUGGGCAGAAAAGGAAGAUUCAUGAAGAAGAUGAAGAAGAACUCUUUAAGAUGCGUGCAAAGCUUUUUCGAUUCACCUGCGAAAACGGCCUUCCAGAAUGGAAAGAGCGAGGUACCGGCUACGUGAGGCUGCUGAAAGACACUAGGAAAGGAACAAUUCGCCUCGUUAUGAGAAGGGACAAAACUUUGAAGAUAUGUGCAAAUCACUAUUUAACACCAUUUAUGGAGCUUAGGCGGAAUACGUGGUGUAAAAGGACCUGGGUCUGGAACACACCUGCGGACUUCGCUGAUGAAAUUCUUAAGCCGGAAGUGCUAGCGAUUCGAUACAUAAAUUCAGAAAACGCCCAAAGGUUUAAGGUAAAAUUUGAAGAAUGUAGAGUUGAACUACAAGAUAGAGAAGAGGGACAAGCAUCGGAGAAACCUGACAAAGGAUCCCAAAAGCCAGAAGUGACAGAAGACAACCAAGGAGAGCCCAAGUGCCAGGGAAUAUUGCAAGAGGCAGAACUCAUUUUGGUAGAAGAUUGUCCACAAGAGCCUGUGUGUCUCGACACAAUAUUUCAAAAGCCACAGGAGUUUAUAAUGAAAGAAGACAGCCAUGAGGAGCAGGAGAGCCAGGAAGUAGAAGACAGCCAGCCUGAGAGUACGGAAACAGACAUCCACAGGAAGCCUGAGAGUUCAGAAAUAGAAGACACCCUAGAGGAGCCUGAAAGCCAAGAAAUGGAAGACACCCUGGGGGAACUCGAAAGCCCCCGAAUGGAAGACAGCCAAGAGGAGCCCGAAAGCCAGGAAAUGGAAGACACCCUGGGGGAGCCCGAGAGUCAGAAAAUGGAAGACAGCCUAGAGGAGCCCGAAAGCCAGGAAAUGGAAGAUACCCAGGGGGAACUUGAGGGCCCCCAAAUGGAAGAUAGCCAAGAAGAGCCUGAGAGCCAGGAAAUGGAAGUCACUCAGGAGGAACCUGAGAGCCAAGGGGAAUCUGAGAGCCCAGAAAUAGAAGCCAGCCAAGAGGAACCUGAAAGCCAGGAGAUGGAAGUCUCCUGGACAAAGCCUGAGAGUCUACAGAUGAAAGACAGCCUCAAGGGCCCUGAAAUCCAGGAAACAGGAGACAGCCAAGAGGAGCCUGAAAGUCAGGAAAUAGAAGACAGCCAAGAGGAGCCAGAGAGCCAGGAAAUGGGAGACAGCCUAGAUGAGCCUGAGAGCCGGGGAAUGGAAGACGCCCGCGGGAAACGCAAGAGCCAAGAAAUGGAAGCCAUGCGGGGGAAGCGCAAGACUCAAGAAAUGGAAGACACCUGGGGGAAACGCAUGAGCCGGGAAUCGAGAGGCAGCCGAGAGAAGCCCAAGAGUCAGGAAAUGGAGGACGCAUGGGCGAAGCUUGGGAGCCUACUAGUGAAAGAGGAACCUGAGAGUCAGAAAAUGUACGAUGCCCGCGGGAAGCCUGCGACCCCUGAAAUGAAAGACAAAAAAGAGGAGCCUGAGAUUCAGAAAAUGGCAGUCUCCUGGGCAAUGACUGAGAGACCACAAAUGAAAGACACAGAGGAGUCUGAAAGAGAAAAAACAGAAGACACCCAAAGAAAGUCAGAGAUCCCCAAAUUGGAAAUCGGCCAAGAGGAGCCUGAGAGUCGGAGGAAAGUCAGCAAAGAGCCUGAGCGUCACAAAAUGGAAGUCGCCUGGGCGAAGCCUGAGAUCCCACAAAAGAGAAUCAGCCAAGAGGUGCCUAGCAGGAGAAUGUCAAUUGCUCCGGGUAAGCUUGAGAGCCUCAAAACCAAAGAGAGCCAAGAGGAGCCUGAAAGCCAGGAAACAGAAGAAACCCAAGGGGAGCCUGAGAGCACCGAAAUUGAAGAGAGUCAAGAAGAACCUGGGCGUCAGAAAAUAGAAGUUACCCAGGGAGAGCCUGAAAGCCAGGAAACAGAAGAGACCCAGGAAGAACCUGAGAGCCAGGAAACAGAAGAGACCCAGGAAGAGCCUGAGAGCCAGGAAAUUGAAGAGAGCCUAGAAGAGCCUGAGAAGGAGGAAAUGGAAGACAUCACAGGAAAACGAAAGAGUCAGGAAAUGGAAGAGAGCCCAGAAGAGCCCAAGAGCCAAGAAAUGGAAGAGAGCCAAGAGGAACCCGAGGAGGAAAUAGACAUCCCAGAGAAGCGCAAAAGCCAGGAAAUUGAAGAGAGCCAAGAGGAACCAGAGAAAGAAGAAAUAGAAGACACCUGGGGGAAACGCAGAAGCCAGGCAAGGGAAGCCUCCUGGAGAAAAAGCAAAAGCCUGGAACUGGAAGACAUUCCAAGAAAGCGCAGUAGUCGGGAAAUUGAAGAAAGCCAAGAAGAGCCUGAAGAAGAGAGUUUAGAGGAGCCUGAGGGAUUGAAAAUGGAAGACGCCUAUAGGAAAAGCAAGAGCUUAGAAAUGAAAGACAUUCCAAGGAAGCGCAGUAGUUGGAAAACGGAAGAGAGUGAAGUGGAGCCUGAGAGCACAGAAAUGGAAGAGAGCCCAGAGGAGCCAGAAAGAGAGGAAAUGGAAGAUGAAGGGGAGAAGCGAAGAAGUACAGGAAGGGAAGCCAUGUGGAGGAAAAGCAAAAGCAUGGAAAUGGAAGACAUCCCAAGUAAGCGCAGUAGCCGGGAAAUGGAAGAGAGUGAAGAGGAGCCUGAGACCCGGGAAAGAGAAGACACUUAUAGGAAAAGCAGAAGCCUAGAAAUGGAAGACAUCCCAAGGAAACGCAGUAGCCGGGAAAUGGAAGAGAGCCUAGAAGAGCCGGAAGGCCUGGAAAUGGAAGAAAGUGAAGAGGGUCCUGACAGAAGAGAAAGAGAAGACACCUAUCGGAAAAGCAGAAGCAUAGAAAUGGAAGACAUUCCAAGGAAGCGCAGUAGCUGGGAAAGGGAAGUGAGUGAAGCAGAGCCUGAAAGCGCGGAAAUGGAAGAGAGCCUAGAGGAGCCAGAAAGAGAAGAAAUGGAAGGCACAGGGGAGAAGCGCAGAAGUACGGGAAGGGAAGCCUCUUGGAGAAAAAGCAAGAGCCUAGAAAUGGAAGACAUUCCAAGGAAGCGCAGUAGCCGGGAAAUGGAAGAGAGCCCAGAGGAGCUUGAGGGACCAGAAAUGGAGGAGAGCCUAGAGGAGCCAGAAAUGGAGGAAAUGGAAGACAUAGGGGAGAAGCACAAAAGUACAGGAAGGGAACCCUCCUGGAGGAAAAGCAAAAGCCUGGAAAUGGAAGACAUCCCAAGUAAGCGCAGUAGCCGAGAAAUGGAAGAGAGCCCAGAGGAGCUUGAGAGCGCAGAAAUGGAAGAGAGCCUAGAGGAGCCAGAAAGAGAGGAGAGGGAAGAUGAAGGGGAGAAGCGCAGAAGUACAGGAAGGGAAGCCUCCUGGAGGAAAAGCAAAAGCCUAGAAAUAGAAGACAUCCCAAGUAAGCGCAGUAGCCGGGAAAUUGAAGAGAGUGAAGAGGAGCCUGAGAUCCGGGAAAGAGAAGACACCUAUAGGAAAAGCAGAAGCCUAGAAAUGGAAGGCAUUCCAAGUAAGCGCAGUAGCCGAGAAAUGGAAGAGAGCCCAGAGAUGGAAGAGAGCCUAGAGGAGCCAGAAAGAGAAGAAAUGGAAGACAGAUGGGAGAAGCGAAGAAGUACAGGAAGUACAGGAAGAGAAGCCUCCUGGAGGAAAAGCAAAAGUCUGGAAAUAGAAGAUAUCCCAAGUAAACGCAGUAGCUGGGAAAUAGAAGAGAGCCCACAGGAACCUGAGAGCCAGGAAAUGGAAGAGACUAAAGAGGAGCCACAGAGGCAGGAAUCUCCAGAAAUGGAAGUUACAAGAGAAGAACCAGAGAGCCAGGAAAUGGAAGAGAGUCAAGAAGAGCCAGAAGGAGAGGAAAUGGAAGACAUUCCAAGGAAGCGCAGUAGUCAGGAAAGGAAAGACACCUGGAGGAAAAGCAAAAGCUUGGAAUUGGAAGACAUCCCAAGAAAGCAUAGUAUACAGGAAAUGGAAGAGAGUAUAGAGGAGCCAGGAAGCGAGGAAAUGGAAGAGAGUCAGGAAGAGCCAGAAAGAGAGGAAAUGGAAGACAUGGGGGAGACACGCAGAAGUACAGGAAGGGAAGCCUCCUGGAGGAAAAGCAGAAGCCUGGAAAUGGAAGACAUCCCAAGGAAACGCAGUAGCCGGGAAAUGGAAGAGAGUCCAGAGGACCAUGAGAGACUGGAACUGGAGGAGAGUGAACUAGAGGAACCAGAGAGCCGGGAAAGAGAAGACACCUAUAGAAGAAGCAGAAGCCUGGAAAUGGAAGAAAUUCCAAGGAAGCGCAGUAGCCGGGAAAUAGAAGAAAGUGCAGAAGAGCAUGAGAGCCCAGAAAUGGAAGAGAGCCUAGAGGAGCCAGAUAGAGAGGAAAUUGAAGACACAAUGGAAGAGCGCAGAAGUACAGGAAGGGAAGGUUCCUGGAGGAAAAGCAAGAGUCUACAAAUGGAAGACAUCCCAAGUAAGCACAGUAGCCGGGAAAUGGAAGAAAGUGAAGGGGAGGAGCCUGAGAUGCGUGAAAGAGAAGACACCUAUAGGAAAAGCAGAAGCCUAGAAAUGGAAGAGAUUCCAAGGAAGCGCAGUAGCCAAGAAGUAGAAGAGAGCCCAGAGGAAAGUGAGAGCCUGGAAGUAGAAGAGAGUGAACUAGAGAAACCUGACAUUGAAGAGAAGCGAGGGAGUCAAGAAAGGAAACCCUCCUGGAGGAUAAGCAAAAGCUUAGAAGUGGAACACAUCCCGAGUAAACGUAGUACGUGGGAGGGCCUAGAAGUGGAAGAGAGCCAAGAAGAGCAUGAAAGCCCAGAAAUGGAAGAGAGCCUAGAGGAACCAGAAAGAGAGGAAAUGGAAGACACAUGGGAGAAGCGCAGAAGUACAGGAAGGGAAGCAUCCUGGAGGAAAAGCAAAAGUUUUGAAAUGGAAGACAUCCCAAGAAAGCGCAGUAGCCGGGAAAUUGAAGAGAGUGAAGAAGAGCCUGAGACCCGGGAAAGAGAAGACACCUAUAGAAGAAGCAGAAGCCUGGAAAUGGAAGAAAUCCCAAGUAAGCGAAGUAGCUGGGAAAGGGAAGUGAGUGAGGAGGAGCCUGAGACCCGGGAAAGAGAAGACACCUAUAGAAGAAGCAGAAGUCUGGAAAUGGAAGAAAUCCCACAGAAGCACAGUAGCAGAGAAAUUGAAGAGAGUGAAGGGGAGCCUGAGACCCGGGAAAGAGAAGACACCUAUAGGAAAAGCAGAAGCCUGGAAAUAGAAGAUAUUCCAAGGAAGCGCAGUAGUCGAGAAAAGGAAGAGAGCCCAGAGGACCUUGAGGGCCCAGAAAUGGAAGAGAGCCUAGAGGAGCCAGAAAAAGAGGAAAUGGAAGACAGCUGGGAGAAGCCCAGAAGUAUAGGAAGAGAAGCCUCAUGGAGGAAAAGCAAAAGUCUAGAAAUGGAAGAAAUCCCAAGUAAGCGCAGUAGCUGGGAAAUGGGAAAGAGUGAAGUGGAGCCUGAGAGCGAAGAAAUUGAAGAAAGCCUAGGAGAGCCAGAAAGAGACAAAAUGGAAUCUAUAGGAGAGAAGCGAAGGAGUACAGGAAGGGAAGCCUCCUGGAGGAAAAGUAGGAGCCUGGAAAUAGGAGAAUUCCCAAGUAAGCGCAGUAGCUGGCAAAUGGAAGAAAGUGAAGAAGAGCCUGAGAUCCGGGAAAGAGAAGACACCUAUAGGAAAAGCAGAAGCCUGGACAUAGAAGAAAUACCACGGAAACGGAGUAGCAGAGCUAUUGAAGAAAGUGCAGAGGAGCCUGAGAUGUGGGAAAGAGAGGACAGCUACAGAAAAAGCAGAAGCCUGGAAAUGGAAGCUAUUCCAAGGAAGCGAAGUAGCUGGGAAAGGGAAGAGAUGGAAGAAGAGGAGCCUGAGAGUCAAGAAAGAGAAGACACUUAUCGAAAAAGUAGAAGUCUAGAAAUGGAAGACAUCCCCAGUAAGCGUAGCAGCCGGGAAAUGGAAGAGAGUGAAGUGGAGCCUGAGAGCACAGAAAUAGAAGAGAGCCUAGAGGAGCCAGAAAGAGAGGAAAUGGAAGACAUGGGGGAGACACGCAGAAGUACAAGAAGGGAAGGCUCCUGGAGGAAAAGCAGGAGCAUGGAAAUGGAAGACAUCCCAAGGAAGCGCAGUAGCCGGGAAAUGGAACAGAGUGAAGAGGAGCCUGAGACGAGGGAAAGAGAAGACACCUAUAGGAAAAGCAGAAGUCUGGAAAUGGAAGAUAUUCCAAUGGUGCGAAGAAGCCAGGAAAUGGAAGAGAGCCCAGAGGAGCAUGAGACCCCAGAACGAGAAGAGAGCCUAGAAGAGCCAGAAGGAGAGGAAACAGAAGACAUAGGGGAGAAGCGCAGAAGUACAGGAAGGACAGCAUCCUGGAGGAAAAGCAGAAGCCUAGAAAUGGAAGUAAUCCCAAGUAAGCGCAGUAGUUGGGAAAGGGAAGAGAGUGAAGCAGAGCCUGAGAGCCGGGAAAGAGAAGACACCUAUAGGAAAAGCAGAAGCCUGGAAAUGGAAGACAUUCCAAGUAAGCGCAGUAGCCGAACAGUGGAGGAGAGUACAGAGGAGAUUGAGACCCCAGAAAUGGAAGAAAGCAGAGAGGAGCCAGAAAGAGAGGAAAUGGAAGACAUCUGGGAGAAACGCAGAAGUACAGGAAGGACAGCAUCCUGGAGGAAAACCAAGAGUCUGGAGAUGGAAGACAUCCCAAGUAAGCGCAGUAGCUGGGAAAUGGAAGAGAGUGAGGAGGAGCCUGAGACCAGAGAGAGAGAAGACACCUAUAGGAAAAGCAGAAGUCUGGAAAUGGAAGAUAUUCCAAGACUAGGCACUAGCCGGGAAAUGGAAGACAGUGCAGAAAUAGAAGGCAGGUUAGAGGAACCAGAAAGAGAGGAAAUGGAAGCCAUCUGGGAGAAGCGAAGAAGUACAGGAAGAGAAGGCUCCUGGAGGAAAAGCAAGAGUCUUCAGAUGGAAGACAUCCCAAGUAAACGGAGUAGCCGGGAAAUGGAAGAGAGUGAAGAAGAACCUGAAAGCCGGGAAAGAGAAGACACCUAUAGGAAAAGCAGAAGCCUAGAAAUGGAAGACAUGCCAAGGAAGCGCAGUAGUAGGGAAAGGGAAGCCUCCUGGAGGAAAAGCAAAAGUUUGGAAAUGGAAGAUAUUCCAAAUAGGCACAUUAGCCGGGAAAUGGAAGACAGUGAAUUGGAACCUGAGACUUGGGAACGAAAAGUCACCUACAGAAGAAGCAGAAGCCUGGAAAUUGAAGAAAUCCCAAGGAAGCGCAGUAGCAGAGAAAUGGAACAGAGUGAAGAGGAGCCUGAGGCCCGGGAAAGAGAAGACACCUAUAGAAGAAGCAGAAGCCUGGAAAUGGAAGAAAUCCCAAGUAAGCGCAGUAGCUGGGAAAGGGAAGUGAGUGAGGAAGAGCCUGAGACCCAGGAAAGAAAAGACACUUAUAGAAGAAGCAGAAGCCUGGAAAUGGAGGACAUCCCAAGUAAGCGCAGUAGCUGGGAAAGGGAAGUGAGUGAAGCUGAGCCUGAGACCCAGAAAUGGAAGAGAGCCUAGGGAGCCAGAAGGAGAGGGAAUGGAAGACACCUGGGAG